GACGCCUGCUCCUUUCCCAACUCGCCGCCGUCUCUCGUCUCGUCUCGUCUUUGCUUUGCUUUGUUCCCAAGAAGAACUCCGGUCCCGGAGCACGAAGCCUUCGAGCGCUCGAGAUACCUGGGCGACGAUUUGAGUAGAGAAAAAGAGUGUGAAUUCCUUGCUUCGGUUCUGCAUCCGCCGCCGCUGGCAAGAUGUUUCUGACGAGGACGGAGUACGACCGCGGGGUGAACACCUUCUCCCCGGAGGGGCGUCUGUUCCAGGUCGAGUACGCCAUUGAGGCCAUCAAGUUGGGAUCAACUGCGAUCGGGUUGAAGACUAAGGAUGGUGUUGUCCUGGCAGUUGAGAAACGUGUGACAUCGCCACUACUGGAACCAAGCAGCGUGGAGAAAAUCAUGGAAAUUGACGAGCAUGUAGGCUGUGCCAUGAGUGGCCUUAUUGCUGAUGCUAGAACACUGGUUGAGCAUGCUCGUGUUGAGACUCAGAAUCAUAGGUUCUCAUAUGGGGAGCCAAUGACAGUAGAAUCUACAACCCAAGCCAUCUGUGACUUGGCUCUGCGCUUUGGUGAAGGUGAUGAAGAGUCAAUGUCACGGCCAUUUGGAGUCUCUCUCCUUAUUGCUGGGCAUGACGAAAAUGGACCCAGCUUGUACUACACGGACCCAUCUGGGACCUUCUGGCAAUGCAACGCCAAGGCAAUCGGAUCUGGCUCUGAAGGAGCUGAUAGCUCGUUACAGGAGCAGUACAACAAGGAGCUGACUCUUGCGGAGGCGGAGACAAUAGCCCUGUCUAUCCUGAAGCAGGUUAUGGAAGAAAAGGUAACCCCGAACAACGUCGACAUUGCAAAGGUCUCCCCCAGCUACCACCUAUACACCCCAGCAGAGGUUGAGGCAGUCAUCGCGCGGUUGUGAAGCACUGCCAGUCUUGUUAAUUUUAUAUCAACCUGUAAGGAACAGUAUGAGCUUGUUGAUGUGUCUGCCUGCCCACUGUUGUGAUGGCUCGUGGUACUAGGGCUUAUCGUGUCUGGCAGCCUGAUUCCCAGUCCAGUGAUUUAUUUGUUUCCAGUAGUUCGGCUGAAGAGAAUAUUUGACAUCUAUUUCAAGAUUUGGUUGCAACCUUUGGAAAGUACACAAGUUAACUGCUGAUCCGAAGCAUUGCCAUGACCCAUCAUUGGAA
Molecule: messenger RNA, 1170 nt
Organism: Brachypodium distachyon (stiff brome)
Lineage: Eukaryota; Viridiplantae; Streptophyta; Magnoliopsida; Poales; Poaceae
Product: proteasome subunit alpha type-5
Exons: 9
Coding region: 192-905 (237 amino acids)
Biological process (GO): proteasome-mediated ubiquitin-dependent protein catabolic process
Cellular component (GO): proteasome core complex; nucleus; proteasome core complex, alpha-subunit complex
Source: RefSeq, a predicted model, not a curated record